AACACAAAUUUUCAAUGCAAAAAAUUUGAAAUAAAAAAUCUGUUGGAUAAUCAGUUUCUUCUUCACUCUUCCUCUCGAAGGUCUCAUCAAUGGCUACCAUUACCAAGCUCUCUCUCUCAUACAUCCCUCAUUUUCCUCAUCCACCAACAACUUUUCACAAAACAUUCCAAACUCUUCCUCUCUUCACCCUUCCGCCGCUGUGUUCAUCUUCUUCCUUCGAGAAUCAACUUCGCAAGACCAUUUCAAGCUGCAGAUUACCAUCCCCAGCUAUUCGUGCAAUCAAUCAGGAAGUUGUUCAGACUCCCAGUUCAAAAUCGACCCGUGACUCGAAAACUGAUCCUGUUGCUUCUUCGAAAUUCGUCCUUGUCGUCGGAGGCUCCGGCGGCGUUGGACAGUUGGUGGCAGCAGCUUUGCUUGACCGGAAUGUCAAAUUACGUCUCUUACUGCGAGAUCCGGAGAAAGCAACUACAUUAUUUGGUGAACAAGAUGAAAAAUUGUUACAGGUAUGCAAAGGCGACACAAGGAACCCAGAAGACCUAGAUCCAUCUAUAUUUGAGGGUGUCACACAUGUGAUUUGCUGCACAGGAACAACAGCCUUCCCUUCAAGGCGUUGGGAUGAGGACAACACUCCUGAAAGAGUAGAUUGGGAGGGUGUGAGAAAUCUCAUAUCAGCAAUUCCUCGAUCAGUAAAGAGAGUAGUUCUUGUUUCAUCGAUUGGUGUAACCAAAUUCAAUGAAUUGCCGUGGAGCAUUAUGAAUCUUUUUGGUGUUCUCAAAUACAAAAAGCAAGGGGAGGAUUUUCUUCGCGACUCAGGACUUCCGUUCACAAUUAUCAGACCUGGUAGGUUGACUGAUGGACCAUACACCUCGUAUGAUCUUAAUACUUUGCUCAAAGCUACAGCAGGGCAGCGACGUGCCGUUCUCCUUGGUCAAGGCGAUAAACUUGUUGGAGAAGCCAGCAGGAUUGUGGUUGCUGAAGCUUGCAUACAGGCUCUAGACAUCGGCUUCACCGAAGGACAGGCUUACGAAAUUAACUCAAUUGAGGGGGAAGGUCCAGGAAAUGAUCCCCAGAAAUGGAGUGAACUAUUCAAAGGAGCUGCUGAUACACAAUGAUUACUUCUCCACGUAUCGCUAACUUUCUACCCUUUGCUGUAUAUAUCUUUCACUCUUUCCAAACUCUUCUUCUGAUGAUAACUUCAUUAUAGAUUUGCUUCCCUUCAAGUCUCUCUCUCUUUCACUCUAAAUGUAAUAUAAAAAAUUAUUGACCAAAACAAGAGUUUUAUGCAAAGUUCAGAAACUGUGCCUGAGAGUGGAGCCAAGAAUAGACAAGCAAGUCAUAUUGUAAUGGAAGCAGAUUAGGUUAAAUUACUAAUCUAGUAGUUUUGUGUCUUUUUGGUCUCA
Molecule: messenger RNA, 1400 nt
Organism: Cucumis sativus (cucumber)
Lineage: Eukaryota; Viridiplantae; Streptophyta; Magnoliopsida; Cucurbitales; Cucurbitaceae
Exons: 9
Coding region: 90-1112 (340 amino acids)
Source: RefSeq, a predicted model, not a curated record